UUGUCAGAAGGUUCUUGUAAUUCUCCUGUUGAUAUCAUUCUGGCACUGGAUGCAUCAGGAAGCGUGCUUAAAGUAAACUGGGAAAAGAGUAUGGAUUUUACCGGAUCGCUGGCUGAAAAAUUACUCAAAUUAAACCCUGAAAGUCGCAUAGGGCUCAUUGAUUUUAGCCAGGUUGCCAAUGAAGCCAUUUCACUGACCAGUGAUCGCCAAGGUCUGAAUCUAAGGCUUGAAACCGUGAGAAACUCGUAUCAAAAUGGUAUUACUCGAACUGAACUGGCAUUAAAUAAAGCUCUUGAGAUGUUUAACAGGAUUAACAAACAAGGUAGAAAAAAACGGCUUCUCGUAAUCACCGAUGGUGUAACGACACCGCUGAAUGGAAUGGUAGGACUGGAGCUGUUAAAGAUGCCAUCUGAAAGCCUUGAAUCAGCUGGUGUAACCAUCAUAGUGGUUGGAGUGGGGAAUCAGGUCAACGAUGAGGAAUUGAAUUUGAUGGCUACCGAUCCAGAUAAAGAAAAUGUAUUCCGUAUUGAAAAUUACGAUAAUCUUCCAGAUAUGGUUGGCAUCUUAAGCCAGGCUUUCUGUCAAGUCAACACUAACAAAGGUAAAACAACCCGUAGAAAAUAGCUCCAUGGAAUUCUACAGAACUCCAUGUAUUUCCAUGGAGUUCAUGUAUCUCGUAGCAUGCGAGCAAGCUCUCCAUUUGGUGGAGUCGCGAGAAGUCAAGCGAGUGCCGCGGGUCAGUCGCGGCUCGCUCUCACAUUUUCUCGCGGCUCGCUUCAUUCGCUCGCCAUAAAUGGAGAGCUUGCUGGUAGGCUAUGUAUCUUGAUGGAAUUUAAUGAAAUGAUCGUACGUGAACGUCCAGGUUUGGUUUUUCUAUAAAUACAGUCAACUCUUUCUAAACGGAAACCUCCCUUAAACCAGAUCACGAGAUGGCCAGUCAUUAUAUUUGGCUCUCUAUAAGGACGACGCCUUAUUUUAUGGACACUUGCUGUGUCGUUCCCUACUAUGCGUCAUAAAGAGUGCACUCCUCUUGUUGCCACUUUCUUUAGCCAGUAUUUAUGCUGAGAAAACAGGAGACUUGGUCAGGCUUCAAUCAUUCAACUUUUGGAAAGGGUAUCCUUGUUUUGUCUAUGUUCUGGUAGAUAGGUUCUCGACUUAAGGAAAGCAGAAGAAAACUCUUACAAACUCAACCAGGCAACCUCCUCUAAUUGAUUAAAAUUGAAAAGAAGACUUUGAAUACGAGACGUCAAGGCAAGCUACUUGCGUUUUUUUUAAAAAAUGACAAAAAAUAUCAUGUAGACAGUAAAAGAAACUGAGCUCUGGAAAUAUUCUUACUGCCGUUUCUGCAGUAAUUUGAGUUUUAUGGUAUGUUUUUCUUUAAAAUUCCAAAAUUUUGGCAACAGCAAUCCUUGUUACUGCUUCUGGGUGAUUUCACUAACUAGGGACAGUAGUGUUUAAACUCGAAUAUUUCUUACCCGGUCGAUAAUGUUCAUGAAAGUUUAAAUAAGCGAACGAGUAUAUGAUUAAGCUGCCUAUCUAUUUCUUUUUCAGGGGUCCCAACUGUACCACCUUCUUCUUCCUCUCCUUCUCAUCCAAGUCUGGAUCUUUCAUUUGAUUCAAGUGGUAAUAAACUUAUUAUACGUACAUGUGUUUGUGACUUUCUAGGAGUGCAGGAGCUGUUUAAUUUUUAAAUGUUUUGUAACCUAAACUUAAGUUGACUUUACGACCAUGAAAUUUGCAUGAUCAGCAUUUUUAAAGACAUGUAUUUCUGUCAGUAAGUCCCUCUAAGCCAGCGUAGCUCGAUAGGAUCCCCACCGUUUUCGUUUUCGUUUUCGUCUUGUACUCCCUGUAAGGCAAUCCUUGCCGAACUAGACGAAGGGUAGAGACGAGACGAAGUGUGAUCCCCUAGUCUUCCAGGUAGGAAGUAGCGCAAACUGGGUAGAUUGCAGAGAAGCCGGAAUGCUAGCAAUGAUGAUGGCGAUAUCAAGCUAACCAGAUUUACUUAUUUUACUUAAGUUGAUGUUAGGGUGGUUAUUUUAUUGCCGACCUUUACUUAUCUCUACUUUUCUCUCUUAGUUACAACCUGUCCCGCAGUCUAUACAAAGGUAGGAUGCUUUAGGGAUGAUAUGUCAAACCCAAGACCACUCCCAAAACUGCUGUUUACAGAUCGAGACCCAUCAGUAAAGAAGUACUCUAAUAUUCCUGUUGAUUGGCAAAAGUGGGACUCUUAUAUGAAGGACCUUGUAUGUCGCUGUGCAAAGGAAGCAAAAGUUCUCAAUUAUCAAUUCUUUAGUAUCCAGUUCUAUGGUAAGUUAAAUCUAAAAGCAAUUUCUAAAGGAAUUUGCUAUGGUAAAACGGAUCAGUUUAGUUAUUUGGUAACAGAGCUCGAUACAGGUUCAUCGAGCUCGAUGUGUCAACCGGUCUCGAUGAACAAUCGACCCCAGGAAACUGUACUUGAUGUGUCGAUACCGAGCUCUCGAGCUUGCCAAGCAACCACAUAACUAAUAUUAUCCAAAUAUUUUCCAUAACAAUCAAAUUAAGUGGCUCGCCAGAACUCGCCGUUGCAAUUACCUAGUAAACUUUUUUUUAGAGAGGAACCUAUGAGGGGAUCUACUUACAAACUGUUAACUGACAGUGGUCCCGUGAGAAUGCCCGUCCAACAUAAAAUACAGUUCAGGGUUACGAUCAAUCUAAUGCAAUGUUCUUUCCGUUAAGGUUCGUUACCGAAUAUUUCGAGUGUUACGUCGCAAAUGUAGUAGCCAGGCCCUUUGUCUCAAACAAACUAAAUGGACGUUGAAUCAUUCAAUAAACAUUUAACAACCUUUAGCAAUUCAAACCGUGUAGGUGAGUGUUGGUCCGGACCGGACACUGGAGACACGUACAACAGAGCUGGUCUAGCGGAUACGUGCAUUACACGUGACCUUAAGCAGCGGUGCGAUCCUUCCGAUCCUGAAGAAUGUGCUGGUGAAAAAGAAACAAACUUUGUUUAUACUGUUGAAUUACAAGGUAAGCAUAGUGCCUAAUAAGGCAAGGCUCAAGACUAGUUCUUAACAAUUACAAAAUGAGGCUGAGUAUGAUGUGAAGAAUUAUGCUGAUCGACUGUUGCGAGGGGUAUAACAUACGCAGAGGGCCGACGUGAAUAAAAGCCUCUGAGAUCCACGUAAUUCUUCAUAUCAUACGAAAGAUGAAUUCAAUUAUUGUUUUAUUAUUCAUGCAAAAUAUUUUUAAGUAACAAUCUUAUCUCCUAUUGCCUGGUCCUCGGCGCUUUUUCGCUAAGGAUGUAAACAGAUGUUUUUUUGCAGGUAGAAAAAGCAGAUUACAUUUAUAAAGCAAUAUCUUGCAUUUCGUUCGUUCAGUUUCUGUCAGACCUUUACCUUUUUCGACUUCGUGUAGGUGUAAACUAUUUCACGUUUUUAAAAUUCAUUCACACGUAAACAGCUUGUGUAAGAGGCUGCCGUGCCGCUGUUUGGAAACGAGGAUGUGUAUCGUUUGUAUAUUUCCUAGUAUGAUAAGCGCCGGCUGGUUACAAUUAAUUAGCCGCUGGAUUGAAGCCACAUCGAAAACGCGAAACAUUUUGAAUGAAUAAUACAUCGAAAAUAUAUUAUAAGGCAUAUAAACCUGCGUUGUAGAUAGAACAGAAAAACAAGACUGUACACACUGUAGUACUGCAAUGAAUCGAACAGAGAGACAUUUAAAAAGAAACUUGAAAAUUUUCAAUGGCAAAAUGGAAUGUUGAAUGUUGGGUUACCUACGCAGGCAAGUUACCUUGAGGUGUUUCAGCAUGUCAUCAUUUGAAUCCAUAUUUUACCAAAUAUUGAGGUUAAACGGACGCGACAAUGAAAGGAAAACAUGUAACAUAGCCACAAGCUAAUAUAGAGCUUAAAGCUUUACCUGCAUCGUACUAACUGCAGUUUGUAAUAACCUAACGUUUAUUCUCUCAAACGUCCUGUCCAUUCACCCCUAUGCUGGUGAUGGCGAUGGUAAGCUGAUUGCAGGAUUAAAACAAUUGUAACAUUCCUAGGUGGAGAGAACAGGACAGAAUUGCAGGGAUACCGAACUAAUAGGCUUUAUUAUGUGUUUGGUUUCUUAGUCGCUGAGCCCGCUUGUAAAGUGACUUUUCAUAAACUUGGAUGCUACAAAGACAACGAAGUGCUUCCCCGUCCGUUACCGAAAUUGAUGUUUACCGACCGUGAUCACAAAUCUUUACUUUAUAGCAACAUAAGAAUUGAUUGGGGCAAGUGGGAUUCUUAUAUCUCAGACUUGGUUUGUAGAUGCGCAGAGAAAGCAGCCGAGAACAACUAUCGCUUUUUUGGUUUGCAGUUUUUUGGUAAGUUUGUUUGAUAUGAAGUAGCAGUACUGUUUCUGACCAAGCCAUGCGCUAUUAGGCCACGCCAAAUGAUCGAGCUUUAGUAAUGCUAUUUUACUGGACAGGAGCCUCAAGCUCCUGUACUGGACUAGUAACCAGAAGGACAUAGGUUCGACUUCUUUUAGGAGUAAUCUGAUUUUUUCAUCUGACUCACUUGUGUUACUUCUAGUGUGCUCACCAGGGUAACAGUUCCCCAACACAUUUCUCUCAAUUCUCUCUAUCUUUAAAAGCUAUAGACAUACUCGAGUUUAACCCACGAAGCCGCGCUAAGUACUGUUUUAAGUAACAGGAAAAAAAUAAUUCAACACACUGUUUUGAAUUAUUUUUUGGUGUCUGCAACAACCCUGUUUUAAUGAUAACUGUUUACUGAUGAAAUAUUGUUACUUCGUUAAAGAUGCCAAUACUAAUAUUUCAGAGUUACCGUGUGGCACGAAAUGUUUGCGGGUUCUAAUUUUUGCUAUUUUUCCAGCGAUCCGCAAAAUAAAGUUAACAAAUAACAAUUACCGCAAGCAUUUUUUUCGCAAAAAUUACUCCAGAGUAAAUAUUCUCUAACUAAAAUUCACUACAUAAAAAUACAGUACUAAGAAAUCGUGUCUGUUCAAUCAUAACUUGCCUCUUUCAUUCAACAUCAAACGGUAUACAAUGAAUUACUGGUCUUACAUAGGGUACGCAUACCGUAGUAUUUUUUUUUCUUUUGCACGUACUUAACAAAAACGACGAUAUUAUCAAUGCUGGGUACUGGGUACUUUCUGAAAAUCGCAAAUUAAUCUCCAGCAAGGAAAACCAAUUUUUCUUAAUCGCAAAAAUUACUUCCCACAAAACACAAAAAAUCGCCAAUCCGCAAAAAUAAACUCCCGCAAAAAUUUAGUGCCACACGGUAUCAAGAAUUGCGUCCUGUUGCAAAACCGUUCUUCGCUAAAUCAAUUCCAAAUCCUUUAUUAGGCGAAUGCUGGUCAGGUCCAGAUGAUGAAAUCCAAUACAACAAAAUUGGGCGUGAUGAUAACAAAUGUUUGACCAGGAACUAUCAGACAUGUGCAGCCAAUCCUAAUGCAAACAACUUGGAAUGUAUUGGUACACAAAAGGCCAAUUACGUAUACGGCAUUGCAAAAACUCAAGGUAAAUUUGAUAUCUAGUGAAUUAUCAAAUGUAUAUCCGAAAGCAGACUGUUUUUACUCCAGUUGGCUUAUUCCUGUUAGUAGCUUGAAUCUUUUUCGCGUAUCAGGCGAGCUGAGCAAGGUUUACUUGCUGGAACGUCAAGGAUAUACGAUCUAGAGCUAUCUAGGUCUGGACAAAAAUCCCAAGCCCACCUACAAUCAUGCUCAAAAUCAUUGGGAAGGAUUCAACUUUUUAUCUGUCCUUUGCUUCUUUCCCCAGCCUCCUUGCCCAACAAACCUAGGGUGUUUGAGCGCUUGAUUGUUCUAUCAUAUCCCAACAUUAACUAGACUGAAGGAAUCCGGAAGGGGAGAACUAUUUAGCAAAGGGGAAAAGUACUUCCUUGGCUAUUAUCAUAAACGGCAUGAAAGGGGCAAUUAUGGUAUUUAGUUAUAAAAACAUUCCCAAAUACUAUAUACCGUGAUUGUAACUUGAAUAACAAAAAUGGGCGGGGAGGCAUAAACGUCAAAUUUAUAAUCUAGUAAUUCAUUAUCGUAUAAAGCGCUCAGUGAUGGUUGUUUUACAGAUCCAAGUUGUUCAGUGCCCUUUAAGUUUGUUGGCUGCUACAAAGAUCGCAUAAAAAAGGGUGGACCCAGACAGCUUCCAGUACUGCUUUUUACAGACCGUGACAAGUCAAGCAAAAGAUAUAGCGGUAAACCAAUUGACUGGGGCAACUGGGACACCUUUAUUGAAGACUUAGUUUGUCGCUGCGCAAAAGAAGCUAAGGAAAAGCGAUAUUCGCAUUUUGGCAUUCAAUUUUACGGUAGGCGUGUUUGUUAUAAUACAGUAUGUAAAAAUACAAUGCUGCACUGUCGCGCGAGAACAGUACAGUUUCUUCAAUAGCAAUAGAUUCAGCACCUGUGAGGUUUGACGUUCGACCCAAACCUAUGGGUGACGCAGUUCUCUCUAGUUCAAAAAGAAAACAAGCCGCUUCCUUUUGAAUGAGGCAAAGCGAAAAAUUUUUUAACAGACGCACGAGACUGCUUGAACGGUUCUUGUGUGGGACUCAAACCCAUGGGAAGAAAAUGUUUUGUUAUCAUUCAAGCAGUCGCGUGCGUCUGUUAAAACUUUUUCGCUUUGCCUCAUUCAAAAGGAAGCGGCUUGUUUUCUUUUUGAACUAGAGAGAACUGCGUUAUCACUGGUUUCAAGAAACAACAACAACAUGACCCUUACCCUAACCCUAACCCUAACUCUAACAACAAGACAUUAGAGGCUUUAAUAACAUGACCAGAGUUCUCCUUGUUUCAGUGCUAUGUAUCCACAUCACCUCUAACUCCUUUGCAUGUAAACAGCAUAUCUUAGGUACCCAUUUGUACUUGUGGAUGUAACACAAAACAAAAUUACUUUCUAAGGAAACAACGUAAUGACACGGACUGAGCUACUACGCAACCAAACCAUCAUAUGUUAAAUUUAAUUGUUGAUAUUUUCGUCUUUUUUUGUAGGAGAAUGUUGGUCAGGACCCGAAGCAGGCGAGGCUCUUGCCGGCCAGGAGUCUCCAAACAAGUGCGUUACGAAGGAUUUUGAAAAGUGUGAGCCAAAUGACACUUGUGUCGGAAAACAGAAUGCCAAUGCUAUAUACUCAAUUUAA
Messenger RNA from Porites lobata, 7106 nucleotides. Lineage: Eukaryota; Metazoa; Cnidaria; Anthozoa; Scleractinia; Poritidae. The record is from the annotation of a GenBank genome assembly.